Molecule: messenger RNA, 408 nt
Organism: Aphis gossypii (cotton aphid)
Lineage: Eukaryota; Metazoa; Arthropoda; Insecta; Hemiptera; Aphididae
Exons: 2
Source: RefSeq, a predicted model, not a curated record
AUGGAAAUUGAAAUUGAAAACCCAGUUGAUGUCCUUGACAACAGUAAAAUGACCAAUUUGGAUACGAAAGAAAAACUAGAGAAAAAUGAUUUACCACUACUUCAACCAUCAACUAGUCAUGAAGAUGAAACAAACUGGGAUAAUUGGACACCAGCUACUUUACGUCAGCCAAUUUCUGAAAAAAUAUUAGUUACAACCAACAAACAAAAUAAAUUUACUAAAGAAAAAUCUUUGAAGCGAAAAACAAUGCGACUGUAUGAUGAUACUGUAAAGAAAAAGACUGAGGUCUAUGAAAAACAAUUGGAAAUGAUUGAAGUUGAAAAGGAAAGAACGAUGAUACGCUUUGAUUGGGAAAAAGUUGAACAUGAACUUCGUGUAGAGGCAUUAAAGUUGGAAGUCGAAAUAAAA